CAAAUGUGAAACCUCCUCGUUCACGGUAUCGUGAAAUCCGGGUUCGUUUGUGUUAGUAGGACGUGCUGAAGUAUCAUUAAAUGUCGCGUUUUUUUUCAUCGAGUUGCUUUAGUUGACGGUGGUGACGAGUUUUCACUGCGAUGGCUAAAUGUUGUUUGUCCCGCUCUUGGAGCGGUUGCUAAGGAAAUCAAAUGGUUGAAGGGAAACCCACCGUAUCCAAUGGUCGGUGUGUGUGUGUGUAGUGUGCGUUGGUAGCGUAGUUUGAACAGCAGUGUGUUGAAUGUCAAGCAAAUGGUGGCAGCAGGCCGUGCAGUUGUAUCUUAUCGCUCCCGACACGUGGACAGCGCGUCCCGUGCACUCAAUCGGCCCAAGGAACGAAACACGCACCAAACUCCAAUGAAUUUCCGCCCCGAAAUGCGACAAGCUGACCCAACGCCGGGUGUUCGCUGUACGUUUCGCUGGUGAUAAGAUUAUCGCGCGAUAAGAUUAACAACGAUCGUGGUUUGGCGUAGGAAUUCCCGCUCGGUGCGUAAUGAGUAUCGAAGACUUUCGCAAAGGGCCGAUAUUUGACGCUUUUUUAGGUGUGAUAAAACGCUGUCCACGUAGCUCUCGAACGGUGAUGGACGUUAUCGUAUAUGGUGUUUCAUUCUAUACCAGGUUUCUCAUGCACUGGUGCGUUUGCAGGGUGAGCAACACUAGUUCUUCAUUCGGUUGAUUUUCACGGUCACUGGCACAUCAGCGCCAUCGUACGCGUACGGCAAGGGGACCCCACUACACGUGAUUCUGGACAUAAAAAUAGAAGCUUCCCGGUUUUGCGCAACUAAGAAACACGCCAACGCAUCGAUAUCCGACUGUGGGUGUGUGUGUGUGUGAAUGAGUAGUGUGGCAUUUGUAUAAGUGAAGCGUUUUUCAUUGGCUUCUUCUGUGUAACCAAUCAAUUCGGAAAAGUUGACGCCACCCCGCCCACCCAAAAUAUAGGGGAACCGCGUGAAAGUGUUUCCUGUGUACGUGACCAGCCCGAUCGAUAAUAAUAGCACGCGAGUAGUGUUGAAUGAAACCUCGCAUACAUACAUGCACAGGUUGUCUUUCAGUGUGAGGCGCCGGCCGCUUGCAUAAUAUCCGAACCAUCCCCCUGACGAGGAGAGAGGGGCUCGUUUUGAAAGACGAUAAGACCGAUGGUGUGAUGUAGUACGUGAAGUUGUGAACAAGAGCGCCCCCCCCCCCCCCCCCUUCAUGCAGUGUGUAAGUGUGUGAGAACGUAAACAAAACGGAAUGACGUUACCCUUUUUCCGCAAAACGUGGUCGAAACGACCCGGCACACAGGAAAACAGAUUCAAAUCGGUGACGUGCAUAGUUUAACGGUAACGGAUUCAAGUUGCUUCAAUGCCGUGCCCUGCUAGAUAAUGGCUGCUGCCGGGACAUGCUCCGAUCGCAUAACGGCACCGUCGCUUCAUUUGCGCUCUGGUCGUCGUCGUUGCGGUUAACGGCGGAGGACCAUCUGCUGCUGCUUCCUUCGCAUCCCAACUCCUAUCGCUUUUUGCGUGUCGAGAAACGGCGACGUGACGGAAACGAUCGAAAUCGGAACUGAUUGUGGUGAUAAUGUCCCAAAGGUCCCAUCGCAGGACGGUUCCAUCCGUCGUCCCAGUGUCGUCAAGUGCGUGAUCGCAGGAAGUGCAGUGAGAGUGAUUGUGAUAACCGUGGCUGUUGCCAGGUCAAGUGUCCCGAUCUUGAUCUGCCACGGACAGUUGAUUACGAUCAAGGCGAUUGUGACCGAUCGAUAGUUGUGGAAAACAGACUCGUUAAAGGCACAGUGAACCUUGUUCUCCCCGCACAAUGACCGAGAACUCGAGAAUCGUCAAAGAUAGUGUAACGCCCGUGAUCGUGAAAGGAGUAGUAGCGGCCACGAAUGGGCAUCACGCGCAGCUGAACGGUGGUCACGCCGCCCUCGGGAAGGAUGGCAAGAAGGUGAUCGUACCGUUGCUGGAGGCCGAUGCUCACGCAGUGCACGAACCGCCAGACGGUGGCACUCGGGCCUGGCUGGUGAUGAUCGGUGCAUUCCUCUGCAACGGUGUCCUGUUCGGUGUGAUCAACACGUACAGCGUAGUGUACCUGAGCCUUCAGAAGCAGCUACAGGCGGUCGGAGACAAUGAAGCAUCCAGCAAAGCAGCACUCGUCGGUUCGUUGACGAUCGGCACGACCUUUCUGCUAUCCCCCGUAUCCGGUAUCCUGACGGACAAGAUUGGGCUGCGGCGAACAACCUUCAUUGGUGGGCUGCUAACAUGCAGCGGCAUGUUCCUGUCGUCCUUCUUCACGGAUAACGUUACCGCACUGUAUUUCACGUACGGUAUCAUGUUUGGGUUGGGAGCGGCACUGGCUUAUACUCCGUCCCUCGCUAUUCUCGGUCACUAUUUCAAGCGCUACCUAGGGCUGGUGAAUGGCAUUGUAACGGCAGGCUCGAGCGUGUUCACCGCCAUCAUGCCCAUCUGUCUCGACUAUCUGGUCGAACAUACCGGGCUGAAAACGUCCUUCCGCAUACUGGCCGUCAUCUCGAGCUUUGUGAUAUUCUGUGCAAUGCUGUACAAACCACUACAACCUCCGCCACCACCGCCGAAGGUAAAACCGGGCCGCUCGGCCGUCAACACGUUCCUCCGUUCAUUCAUCAACUUUGACAACUGGAAGAAGAAGCGAUACAUCAUCUGGGCGGUUUCGAUCCCCAUCGCACUGUUCGGGUACUUUGUGCCGUACGUUCAUAUGGGAAAGUUUGUGCAGGACAAUUUCCCGGGGAAGGGCGAAAAUCUGCCUGUAAUGUGCAUUGGCAUCACGUCCGGAUUAGGACGACUGCUGUUCGGAUUCAUUGCUGAUAUGCCACGCGUAAACAGAGUGCUGCUGCAGCAAAUGUCGUUCGUGCUGAUCGGUACGCUGACGAUGUGUUUACCGGCGACCGGUUCGUUCCCGCUGCUGCUGGCCAUUGCCCUGGCGAUGGGUCUGUUCGAUGGGUGCUUCAUCUCACUGCUAGGACCGAUCGCGUACGAUAUCUGUGGACCGCGCGGCGCAACGCAAGCGAUCGGAUUUCUGCUCGGGAUGUGCUCACUGCCCCUGACGCUUGGACCGCCAGUUGCGGGCAUGCUGUAUGAUCAGACCGGUUCGUACAAACUGCCCUUCAUUCUGGCCGGUAUUCCACCGCUGUUCGGUGCUAGCACCAUGUUCCUUAUACGCUGCGUCAAGGAUGAGGCCUCGAAGCAGCAAACGAUGACGACGGAACCGAAGCUGGAACCGUUGGCACACACUGCCUGGGACUGCGAAAACCCAACGGAUGGUAAACCGAUAAAUGGACAGCUACAUCACGAGCGCCGGGCAACGUUGGCCAGUUCAGAAUCACUCACAGCGGAAAAAAAUGAAACGGGUUAGGCUGGGUGUGUGUAUGUGUGUGUGUGUGUGUGUGUGUGUGUGUGUGUGUGUGUGUGUGUGUGUGUGUGUGUGUUUGCGCUGAUUGCGAUCAGGCCACCAGCCUCAGGCUCGUUCCAGAUAGUUCGCUGGUGGAGGGGCACGCAGGGCUUAACUAGCUCGCAAACCAUGGUUUUGCAGGAUGUUUUGUAAAGAAGCAAUUCUAGGUCGCGCGCAAUACCACGUAUGAUCGAAAGACGGGUUUGUUACUUCACACCAUAUGUAGGAAGUGCCAGAGUGGAUUAAAAAACAUCGCGCAUUGUUCAAUUUUGUGUAGAUAGUUAGAUACAGUGACUAGAUACAGAAAUAUCACCAAAAUAAAAAAGAAAAUGUUAACCUGCGCACGCCCUUACAUGCAGCCAAAAUGUGUGGAUCGGUCACGGCAUAGCCGGAUGAUGUUCGCAUGCAGCAUUUCGUGAAUAAUAUACACGGUCCAGGUACAGAUAUAGAAAAA
Molecule: messenger RNA, 3898 nt
Organism: Anopheles gambiae (African malaria mosquito)
Lineage: Eukaryota; Metazoa; Arthropoda; Insecta; Diptera; Culicidae
Gene: kar
Product: monocarboxylate transporter 10
Exons: 5
Coding region: 1834-3408 (524 amino acids)
Biological process (GO): transmembrane transport
Molecular function (GO): monocarboxylic acid transmembrane transporter activity
Source: RefSeq, a predicted model, not a curated record